This is a messenger RNA of Frieseomelitta varia, 2698 nucleotides long. RefSeq names its product protein fem-1 homolog B-like. NCBI's taxonomy places the organism in Eukaryota, Metazoa, Arthropoda, Insecta, Hymenoptera, Apidae. Gene Ontology annotation, molecular function: protein binding. The record is from RefSeq and is a predicted model, not a curated record. Gene Ontology annotation, cellular component: cytoplasm; nucleus. The coding region runs from base 545 to 2512 and encodes 655 amino acids. The transcript is spliced from 9 exons.
GUAAAUUGCAAAUUUUAUACAAGUGAAGAUUUCUGUAGAUUUUAAAAGUGACUUAUCGUUUGUUCAGUUGUUUUAAAUUUCAUCGUAACCGAAAAAAGUAUCCAAGCAUUAUGUAAAAGAUAAUUAUUGAAAUAAAUAAAAAAAAAAGAAAUAUUUCGAUUCUCAUGCGUUUAUUUCAAUUUUCUGUUUAAUGUUUUCAAAAAAUGAAGUAAAGAUGAUUUUAAAAUAGAACUUGUAGUGUAAUAUGUAUUGAAAGUCUGAAAAUAAUUAUUAAGCAAGUUGCAAAACUAACAGUGAUUGUAACAAUAAUAAAUUAACGUUACUUAAUAUCGAACGUUGUUAAUACAUAAGAUUAUUGGUGUAUUAUUUAUAUAGUUUCGAAAGGAAUUUCAGACUUUCCUAUAAUAUUCACUGUAUGUUAUGAAAGUUUCGAGGUUAGAAUGACAUUGACAAAUUUCAACAAGAAAGGAAUAUUAGUAUAAAUCUAUUUUUGUAUCACGCUUGAUGUGUAAAAGAAGAAUUUAGAGAAUAAAUAUUUAACGAAAUGGAAGAUAUUAAAUUAAAUGAAGAUCCAACGCAAAUAUCACAAUUAUUUUUAACGCGUGUUUAUUACGCUGCUAAGGAUGGUAUGGCUAUUAUCCUUUAUAAUCUCCUCAGUAGUAAGGAUCCUAAGCUGGUGAAUCUUGUUAUUAAUCAAAAAGUAUUAGAAGAGGAUGGCCAACAUUGUACACCAUUGAUAAUAGCUGCGAGAUAUGGUCGUGAUAAAGUAGUUAAAAUAUUACUUGAUAAGUUUAAGCCUGAUUUGGAACAGGAAGGGACAGUUAAAUUUGAUGGAUACGUUAUUGAAAAGGCAACCGCUUUAUGGUGUGCUGCUGGUGCAGGACAUUUGACAGUUGUGAAGAUAUUAGUAAAAGCUGGUGCCAAUGUCAAUCAUCCUACUAAAAGCUUGUCUACUCCCUUGAGAGCAGCUUGUUUUGAUGGACGGUUAGAUAUAGUGAAAUAUUUGAUAGAACAUAAUGCAGACAUAAAUAUUUUAAAUCAGUUUAAUAAUACAUGCCUAAUGAUUGCUGCGUAUAAAGGUCAUUUAGAUAUAGUGACCUUUCUUUUACAAAAAGGUGCGAAUCCAAAUGAGAAAGCAAAUUGUGAUACAACUGCAUUACAUUUAGCAGCUGAACGUGGGCAUACUAAUAUAGUGUCUGAGCUAUUGAAAUAUGGAACAAACAUGACAAAAAAUAUUAGUGGGAUGACACCAUUAAUAGCAGCAGCAGAAAGAACUAGAGCUGAAGUUGUAGAAUAUUUAAUAAAAUAUGUAGAAGUUAGUAGAGAAGAAGCAAUUGAAGCAUAUGAGCUUCUUGGGGCUUCUUACGCUAAUGAUGAACGCAAUUACUGUUUAACCAAAGCUUAUAAAUAUUUAUGGAAAGCAAUGAAGCACAGAUUCAGAGAUUCAGAUAAUAUUAUUUAUAAAAAAUUAGGUAAAAGUAUAAAAGCAUAUGACAAUUGGGAAGAAUGUGAUAAUCCAGAAAAACUGAAAAGUAUUAGGAAUGAUCAAAAUGCUAUUCAUAUGGAAUCAUUAGCUAUUCGGGAAAGGAUAUUAGGUCAACAUAAUCCAAAAGUGCCACACCAUAUUAUAUUCAGAGGAGCAGUUUUUGCAGAUAGUGCUAGAUUUGAUAGAUGUAUAGAUCUCUGGCUUCAUGCUUUAUAUUUGAAACAAUUAAACAAUAUAUCAGUUGUAAAAGAUCUUUUAAGGUUUGCACAGGUAUUUUCACAAAUGAUACAUGUAGGAGUAGCUCUUGAUUUCUCUCAAGUUUUGAGUAUUCUAGAAGCUUGUGUAACAGAACUUGGUCGUAAUAAAUCUAAACUUAAUAAUCCUGAUUCUGAGGAAGAUAUCGAACAAUAUAUUGAGGAAAUAGAAUCAAAUAUUACAACCACAUUAUAUAUAUUGACAAUUUUAACAAAACUUUUAACAUUGAAUGAAAGUAGAUAUGAAGAACAAGAUAAAAAUAAGGCAUAUCAAUUAGUUCAUAAACUAUGUGCUCUACAAUUACAUCUAAAAGAUGGUCAAACAUUACUGCAUCUUGCUGUAAAUGCUGCCACUCUAGUAGAUGAUUUCCAUACUAAUCAUGUUUGCAAAUUUCCUUGCGCUGCAACGGCUAAAUUACUUAUAUGUUGUGGUGCUGAUGUAAAUGCAAUGGACAAUGAAAGGAAUACACCAUUGCACGUUAUUGUUAGCUAUAGAGAACCUAUUAGUGAUUUUAUGACUCUUCAUUCCAUUAUCAUGGAUCUUAUAGAAGCAGGGGCGCAUAUGGAUACAGUUAAUAGUAAUGGGAAGACUCCGUACGAUGCGGUCACUACAGGUGUAGCAGAAAUAAUACUAAGGACUCAAACAAAAUUGUCAUUAAAAUGUAUGGCUGCAAAAGUCGUAAACGCUUACAAUUUAUCAUAUUGUGGAAAUGUACCACGUUCUUUGGAAAGUUUCAUUGAACUUCAUGGACCAGGUUUUCAUCAGAGUUAAAAAAAGUCAUUAUUAAACGCCAUGAUACAUAGAUAAUUGUAUUAAGUGUGUAAUCAAUUCAAAUUUAUUCUUCAUGCUGUGAACUUUUUGAGAGAGUGUACAAAAUAUUUAAGAUAUAAUAAUGAGAUUUUUUAUGAAUAUAAUACAGAAAUAACUUUUGUAUUGUGUAGAUAACGAAUUUUUAUA